Messenger RNA from Trichomonas vaginalis G3, 174 nucleotides. Its product is annotated as Ankyrin repeat family. NCBI's taxonomy places the organism in Eukaryota, Parabasalia, Trichomonadida, Trichomonadidae. The record is from RefSeq and is a predicted model, not a curated record. Bases 1 to 174 code for a protein of 57 amino acids. Gene Ontology annotation, molecular function: protein binding. The transcript has a single exon.
AUGAUUGAAUCAUUUAUUUCACAUGGAGCCGAUAUCAAUGCGAAAGAUGAAGAAGGCAAUUCACCUCUUUAUUAUGCAUUUGAAGAGGAAUUUCUCCUUUCUAGUGUCAUUCAUUUAUUUUUCUUAUCCUCUGUAAUUUUCAUUUAUGAAAUAUUGGAUUUGAAUAAAAUAUAA